Nasonia vitripennis (jewel wasp) is the source of this 1977-nucleotide messenger RNA. RefSeq names its product atrophin-1-like. The coding region runs from base 68 to 1861 and encodes 597 amino acids. The record is from RefSeq and is a predicted model, not a curated record. The transcript has 3 exons. Lineage: Eukaryota; Metazoa; Arthropoda; Insecta; Hymenoptera; Pteromalidae.
CCCCUUCUGCCCGGCAAAGCACAUGCAUCAACGCUCGUAAAGCACCGAAUUACCGCGAAUCGCCCGGAUGCAUCACAACAAACGCUCGCAAAAAAAUCCUCACGUCAGCUGCAAACCACCAAGCUUUAAAUACCAUCCCCGAGCCAGGCAAGGUACCAGUGUUCUCCAGCCUCGAGAACCAGUCGCAGUCACACAGUCCUCCGCGAUGCGUCUGCUCAGUUCAACCGCGCUCGUGCUGAUCCUCGUAGGCGCUGCUCUGGCGAGUCCCGCCAAGAGGAAACUCGAGAAGAAGUCUAUCUCCAACAGCCUGGCACCCAAGGCCAUCGAGCCCGUCGACCAGAAGCUCGACGAGCCAGCUAAACUCAGCGAUGAGGCCCUCAUGGAGAUCGCCGGGGAGAACGUCGACCGGGCUAAGAAGUCCACGACUUUCUGUGUGGAGAUUCACCAGAACAAGCCGACGCAGGUGGACUGCGACGAGCUGAACAACAGGCCGAUUCCACCGCCACCGCCACCACCUGCACCAGCGGUACCACAGCCCGAGGAGCCGCUACCACCGCCGCCGGCACCUCCAGCACCUGUCCCGCAGCAACAGCCCGAGGAGUACAAAUACGAGCUGCCGUGCGAGCCGGAGAUGGCCGCGUAUUACGUACAACCGCCUGGUGAGAUCGUUUACGCUCCGACCGGUAAAUGCGCCCCACAUAUGUCCGGCCUUCACCACGUGCCGUCGGGCAAUCCUCUGUACACCGCACCGGCUGGCGGAGCCUCCGGUACCCCGUCCAUCAACGUUCUCCACCUGCCAACUGGUGGUACUCCGGGAGCUUCUGGCCACCCGACCAUCAAUGUUCUUCAUCUGCCAAGCACCGGACACGGAGUUGGCCCAUCGGUGAUGCCGCUGCACACCACCGGUGGAGCCGGACUCGCUCCAGCACACCCUCACUUGAUCCGGCCUUUGCCACUGAACCACGGAAUCCACCACGGAGGUCUGUCACUUCACGGAGGAUUGCCGCUUCACGGAGGUCUGCCGCUUCACGGAGCCCUUCCACUGCACGGAGCUCUGCCACUUCACGGACACGGAGUCCUUCACAAUCUUCACCACCAGUCGGCACUAGAGUGCACUUGCAAGACGACCCCCGAAGCUGCCGCCAAGUCGGCUGAUGGCUCUCCGCCGAGCAACGAAGAACUGGCGAUGAAGUUCAUCCAGGACCUUCAGAGGAAUGCCCAGACUCAGUCUGCUGGAUCUCCCUCUAGCCCAACGAUGGUCCAGAUGGGACCAGGACAAUCAGCAAGCCCUGUUAUGAUAAUGAGGAGUCCGUCUGGCGCACCGUUGAUGUCUCUAAGCCAACCAGGUAGCCCCAUGAUGAUGAUUUCCUCUGACUCGAACAGUCCAGCGAUGGCCGGCAAAUCGGAAAUGCGCUACAUGCCUUUCCGUCCGAUGUCGAACGUCCAGCAGCAGGUCAUUCAGCAGCAACAGUCAACCGUAACAAACGGAAUGGGUGGAAUCGGUUACCCGCCGGCGUUAUCCAGCUACCCGAUGCAUCCCUACGGAAACUUCGGACCUGGUCUCUAUCCCGGCGGUAUGCUUCGUAGCAAUGCCGACUGUCUUCAGGACAGCUUCGGCAGCUCGCCCCACGUUCUGACACAGGGUCUGAGACUCAGCCGCGAGGAAGCUGAGACUUCUGGACAGGUGCAGCCCGAGCAGAAGGCAGAGGAGAAGCCCCAGGAAGGAAAACCAUCGCCUAGCGAGAUCAUCGAGGCUAUGAAGAAGCAGAACGAAGAUAACAGUCAGGACGACAAAAACUCGAGGAUCGCCAGGUUCUUGAUGGAGAAGAACGUCCAGGGCAACGUAGUCGACGAGAAGUAAUGAUCGUACACGGCUCUGCGCGAGUGUGAGUGAUGUUUGUAUGUGCUGUUAUUUUUAUAUGUAUUGUUUAAAUUUUGUAUACCCUUUUUUACCUGCAUGCUGUUUUAAUAAAAAAA